This is a messenger RNA of Malus domestica (apple), 3327 nucleotides long. RefSeq lists its product as uncharacterized. The record is from RefSeq and is a predicted model, not a curated record. Lineage: Eukaryota; Viridiplantae; Streptophyta; Magnoliopsida; Rosales; Rosaceae.
AUUUGGAAUUUGAAAUGAAAGCCCCUCUCCAAAGAGACGUUAGAAAAUUACAACCUUGUGUGCAUUUUAUUCUAUUUUUUAUUUUCCAAAGAUAAUUUAAUUAUUUUAUUUUUGUCCACAAACAGAAAAGUCCCACUUUCUAUCCCCAUUUAUUGCUUUGAACUAGACGGGGGCCUCGCUAAUGCUGCGGAGGGGAGACAGUGAGUUUCUGGACGCAGACUCUGACCUCUCAUAAAAAAAAUAAUGAAAGAUUUUCCCAUUUAAUUGUGUUCCCUCACAUCUCUGCUGAAUCUUUCAUUGCUUCCUUCACUUCACUUCACUUGUUAGAGAGAGAGAGGGAGAAGCUCAGCUGAUUCCUGCCCAUUAGUUCUUAAAAAUGGGAGUUGAGAGAGAAGGUUCGAAAAGCAGAGCAGGUCAUGUGGGCGGUUUCUUUCAGCUGUUUGACUGGAAUGCAAAAUCUCGAAAAACAUUGUUCUCUGGCAAUUCAGAUUCACCAGAACGCUCAAAAGGAGGAAAGAAAAGCCAGGGGAACUCGCCAGUGACGCAACAGCAUCUGGUGGUCGAUGAGGAUGAAACUAGGGUAGUUUCAAGUGUCAGACGUAGCAGCGAUUAUAGUUGUGCUUCAUCAGUUACAGAUGAAGAAGGAUUUGGAGCGAAAGCCCCUAGUGUAGUAGCCAGGCUUAUGGGAUUAGACACCUUACCCACAUCCAGUUUUUCUGAGCCAUACUCUACCCCAUAUUUUGACAGUCAAUCUCUCCAAGAUGCUCAUCACCACAGGAGAAACAUUGAGUGCUCUCAUGACAAUCAGUUACAGUAUUCUGGAAGUCUCAUAAAAAGUAAGGAGCACCCUACCAGGAAUUCUUUGAAGUCAAAUCCCCAGAAGAUGCAAAACAGGCCAAUUGAGAGGUUUCAGACUGAAACAUUGCCGCCUAGAUCAUCUAAGUCUAUACCGAUCACACACCAUAAACUUUUGUCUCCCAUUAAGAACCCCGGCUUUUAUUUCCACUAGGAAUGCUGCUCACAUAAUGGAAGCUGCUGCAAAAAUUAUUGAGCCUGGACCUCCAUCUACCGCCAAGGCCAAAAUGCCUUUAGUAGGGGCCUCUUCAGAGCCCUUGAAGGUUCAGGCUCUCAAAGAAAAGAUGGAGGCAUCCCGAAAAGUUCCACUGGUUGGGUUUUCUUCAGAAACCUUGAAAGAUCGAGAUUUAAAAGAUAAAGUUGAAGCUGCUUACAAGAAAACGAGGCCUUUUGAAGUGUCCCAAAAGCCUGUUGAGUCAAAUGCUGCUAAGUCUCUUAAGGGACAGUCUUUGAAUAAGAGCUGGAAUGGAUGUCUUGACUUAUCAUUCAUGUCUUCUUCAGAGACAGAAGAAAGUAAGGGGAAGUCCAUUUCUCUUGCAAUCCAAGCAAAGGUCAAUGUUCAGAAAAGAGGUCAGAAUUUAAGUAAAAAUAGAAGCUCGAUAGGUCAGAGAGAACAGAAUGAGGUCAUCUCAAACCAGCCUUUCCGGAGCCAACCAAAUGUUCAAAAGAAUUUGCAUAAGAAACCGUCUACACAUAAUGCUUCAGGUGCUCUUAAGCAGAAUAAUCAGAAACAAAAUGGCAUAGUUGAUAAAGAGAAAUUACCUUCAAAGCCUUUGGUUUCCAACUCGCAGGGUAGAAAAGUGCUGUCUGGGGAUUCUUCUUCUGGUCGUCACAAAAGCUCAGUUCGCAGUAGUGGAAAUUCCAAAAUUGGAUCCAGGAAGUUGGGCUCAGAGGCAAUGGAUAGUGAAAAAGAAGUGUCCUACUCAAACGAAAGGAAUUAUCCUAGGAAGAAACGCUCAAUAGAUGGAAACUUUCAAUUUAAUAAAGAUCAUGCUGUUGAUGAUAUGUUGAGUGACAAAAAUCAGAAGUCAGUCCAGUUGAAUCCAGUUAUUGACUGGCACUAUAGUUGGGCUGAAGAUAGCAGAAAGAAAGGCAUGGAUGUUGUUUCUUUUACAUUCACAGCCCCACUUACACGAUCACUGACUGGGACUGACAUCUCAGCUCUGGUUGCGCAGAAGAGCAACAGUCUUUGCACAGAUCACCGAGGUAAACGGUUGUUGCUUGACACAGACAGUAUGAGGCCAUCUUCAGUGGGUUACAAUGUGGUAGCCGGUGAUGCUUUGAGUGCACUUUUGGAACAAAAAUUAAGGGAAUUAUCUUAUGGGAGUGAAUCUUCUAGUCAUGAAUCCGCAAAAGUACACUCAGCUUCAAUUGCUUCAAAUUUGGAUGUGAAACCCAAUUUUAAUUCAGUUAGCUCCAAGCAAAGGUUAAAUAAGCGGAGCGAUCAACAUCUGAUUACAGAGAAACUGGGUGACCAAUACGAAGCUGGCACUCCUCCUGCAUUCAGAUUGAAACAGAAGUUUCAGGGAGUCGAUAAGGCAGACGAAUAUAGCAGCAGUCCUAUUGAAGCUGGACAGAUGCAGAGUUUGCGGCAUCCUAGUCCAGUCUCUGUUCUGGAACCUUCUUUUUCAACUGAUAGUGUUGAUUCUUCGAUUAGCACUGAUAGUAACAGUACAGAAGUAAGCAGGUUGUGUUCAUCCAUUCAAGCUGAAGAAGUUAAUGUUGUAAGUUCUUCCAAGAAGUUUCAUUCCGUUGAAGCUGACACCGAGUUAUCGGAUUCCGCUUCUUCAACAUCUAUAGGAACUGUGGCAAGAAACCAUACAGCUACGGUUCACAUAAAAGAAUCUUUGAGAUCAAAUGUGUGGGAAUUGGAAUAUUUAAAGGAGACACUAUGUAAUGUGGAAUUGAUGUUUAAAGACUUCUCAUUGGGCCGGGCUAGGGAGAUUAUAAACCCUCAUCUCUUCAAUCUGCUGGAGUGUCGAAGAGGACAGUUUGAAAUUGAUGGCGGCGAGUCCAGGCUAAGGCGAAAGGAACUAUUUGAUUGUACAAAUGAAUGGUUGGAUUUGAGAUGUAGCCGUUAUGUGGGCGGGGGAUACAGUUCAUGGGUGAAAGGAGUAGCAGUGGUGAGGAGAAAGGCGUCUUUAGCUGAAGAAGUGUACAAGGAACUCUCGGGUUGGAGAGGCAUGUGGGAUUGCAUGGUCGAUGAGCUCGUGGUCAAGGACAUGAGCAGCCCCUACGGCAGAUGGCUGGACUUCGAAACCGAUGUAUUUGCAGUAGGAGUAGAGGUUGAGGGUCAAAUAUUUGAUUCUUUGGUAGAUGAAGUGGUUGCUGAUAUCUUGCAAUUGUAAUGCAUGUGACAUGUUGAUAUUAGUUUCCUGCAUAUGUUUCUCUUGCGGAUCUUCUUGUAUUUGGAUACUCGUUAGUAUUCAGGUUUAUUGGUUUAUUUAUAUAUAUCACUAUGUUUCUCUUGUU